AUGCCGCCCAAAGGGAAGAAGGAUGAGGGCAAGGGCAAGAAGCCCGCGGCGUCCAAGCAAGUCGAGGACCGGACCUUCGGCAUGAAGAACAAAAAAGGAUCCGCCGCACAGAGACAGAUUAAGCAAAUAUCCUCAUCUCUGUCGGCCAGUGCCGACGAGAAGCGCAAGCAGGAAUUGAAGGAGCAGAAGGCGCGAGAGAAGAAGGCCGCCGAAGAUGCCAAGAAGGAGGCGGAUGAGUUGAUGAACAAGCCGGCCCAGAUCCAAAAGGUCCCCUUCGGCGUCGACCCCAAGACAGUUGUCUGUAUUUUCUUCAAGAAAGGCAACUGUGAGAAGGGGAAGAAAUGCAAGUUCGCCCACGACCUGAGCUUGGAGCGCAAGACGGAGAAGCGAAACCUGUACACAGAUGGCAGAGCUGAGGAAGAGGAGAAGAAAAAGCAAGAGACAUCUGAGGAUUGGGACGAAGAGAAACUGCGGACAGUUGUCCUGUCUAAGAAGGGAAACCAGCAGACUUCUACCGACAAGGUCUGCAAGUUCUUCAUCGACGCCAUCGAGAAUGGCAAAUACGGUUGGUUCUGGAUAUGUCCAAACGGAGGCGACAAGUGCAAAUACAAACAUGCUCUUCCACCAGGCUUCGUUCUCAAGACCAAAGAACAGCGGGCCGCUGAGAAAGCUCUUAUGGAUAAGUCCCCCCUAAAGACGCUAACGCUCGAAGAGUUUUUGGAGUCCGAGAGGCACAAGCUCACCGGAACCCUCACACCCGUGACACCAGAGAGCUUUGCCAAGUGGAAGCAGGAUCGUCUAGACAAAAAGGCUGCUGAAGAGCAAGCCCGAAAGGCCAAGGAGGCUACUGGUCGUGCACUUUUCGAGAGUGGCAAUUGGAGAUUUACCGAGGAGGCUGCUUCUGAUGAUGAGGGAGAUGAUGACGAAGACGACGGCAUCUGGAAUCUAGAGAAGAUGCGGAGAGAGACCGAGGCUCUGCGUCUAAAGAGGGAGGAAGAGCGAUUAGGUAUUGCGAACGGCUACACGGAGCCCACCGUUCCUCCAGAUACUGGAGACGGCGCCGCGAAGGCUUCAGGCUCUUGA
Pseudomassariella vexata is the source of this 1083-nucleotide messenger RNA. RefSeq lists its product as uncharacterized. NCBI's taxonomy places the organism in Eukaryota, Fungi, Ascomycota, Sordariomycetes, Amphisphaeriales, Pseudomassariaceae. Gene Ontology annotation, cellular component: cytosol. Gene Ontology annotation, biological process: cytoplasmic translation. The coding region runs from base 1 to 1083 and encodes 360 amino acids. The transcript has 2 exons. Gene Ontology annotation, molecular function: mRNA binding; metal ion binding. The record is from RefSeq and is a predicted model, not a curated record.